AUGUCACCUGCCCGCACAAAUCUACUAUCUCUUCCUGUUGAACUCUUGGAGACGAUUACGCUCUACCUAGAGUACGCGUAUGAGAUCAGCUCCCUCGCGCAAACAUGUCGACGGCUCUAUGACGUUGCCAAUUACCAUCUUUUCCAGUCUUAUGCCGCGGAUUGUUCCCUGCAAGGAUUUGAGCGCAUUGUGAAGAGCAACAACGUAGAUGCACUACGCAAGCUCUGGGACAAUGGUUUCCAAUUCGGGGAGUACUCUGACGCAACAGAUCAUUCAUCACCAAUUCUAUUGACUGCUGAUCCGGAUCUCCCAGAAAUGGCCGAGUUGCUGGUAGCCUGUACCGAAGCCUUUCUAGGUGAUCGUCGCUGUCUGUAUGAUAUCGAAUUGUUUGAGGAUGACCUCGCAACGACACUUUGCCGCGCCGCAAGAAAAGGCAGCCUGGGUGUUUUGGAAGCACUUACAUCUUCUAAGGCAGUAAAAGAGGCGCUAAAGAUAUCGGUCCUGCCGUCUGCGGUUGAAGAAGGCCAGUUAGCCUCGGUUAGGUACUUGAUCGAAAAGGGAGGAGUUGAUGUUAACACGCCAUUCCCAGGCGGAAUCCUCAAGCGAUGUGCAUAUCAGGGCAACUUGGAGAUGGUUAAGUUUCUCGUGGAGGCUGGUGCUGAUCUCGAUAAGCCGAUCUUCAAGCACGCUAUAAACUCCCCUAUUCAUAUCGCUGCGGCCAGUCACCAUGAAGAGGUAGUACAGUAUUUGAUUGAGAUGGGUAUGCGCCUCACUUGUUUGAAACUUUCUGACCUUGCGGACUUUGUGGAUCAUUACCGGUAUCCAAACUUGCCCGUCACAAACAUUAUUAAUGGGAAUGACCUUAGGACAAUGUUCCCUGAUGUCGGGGAUGACCCCGAGAUCAAAUACUACUUCUAUCACAUGAUCGUACUUUGCAACGAUCUUCCUCUCUAUCAAGAAGUUUCGGCAAUGUGGGGUUCCUCCGCUGAGUGGGACCAUCUACCGCAUUGUUUUGAACUCGCUGUCCGACAGGAAAAUUUGCCCCUUGCGCGAUACUUCCUGGAUGAAAUCACUAAACGUCAAACUUGGAGAGACGACUGGUCAAAGCUCUGCUUUUCUACAUUCAAAAGUCGGGGUGCCCUCUUCUUUGAUAUGUUGCUGGAUCAUGGUACCCCAGAUCCAUCAGAUCCCGAUGAGAGCUGGUUUCGAAGACUGCUUGACAACGCUAGGAAUUAUCCUGAGCACAUCAAGGUCCUCCUGCGGCGUGGAUAUCUGGGCGACAUAAAGGCUCCUCAUACACUCAAAGAAAUCCUUAUUGGCGCGUUUAAAGCCAACGAUCUUGCGUUUGUUUCGCGCAUAAUAGAGCACGGCGAAUUGAGCCUCCUCAACCCGCUCGAUAGUCCGCGGCUUUACGACCAUGAGCAAACUGCCCUCCAAAUUGCAGCAUACUCCAGCUCCUUAGAAACCUUCCGCGGAUUCCUGUCUGCACAUGAUCUAGCACUGGACCCGAGUCAUCCCAUCCAUUGCUCUGCACUGGUCAGUGCAGCUCUGGGAGCAAACGUCGAUGUGAUCGGGUAUUUUCUAGGAGAAGGAUUCGACGUUAAUGCUUUGUACUCAUUGUCGGCAAUACGAAAGAACAAACCAGCUGAAGCUUUGAUAAUUCAUGUCGCCAAAGCGUGGUUUGUUGAAAUAUUACAGUAA
This is a messenger RNA of Aspergillus melleus, 1701 nucleotides long. RefSeq lists its product as uncharacterized. NCBI's taxonomy places the organism in Eukaryota, Fungi, Ascomycota, Eurotiomycetes, Eurotiales, Aspergillaceae. Gene Ontology annotation, molecular function: protein binding. The transcript has a single exon. Bases 1 to 1701 code for a protein of 566 amino acids. The record is from RefSeq and is a predicted model, not a curated record.